UGCUUUUCUGCAUUCCGCUCUCUUACCUUCCAUGCAAAGCAUCUACACUGUGCUCAUGAGCGCCUGGACGUUCAAGAUGGGUCAGGUGCAUUUCGAAUUGAUCUUCCUUCGGACCUCUCAAGACCGCCACUGGGAAACGUUUCGUUCACAAGUUUACAUCUGCCCUCUCCCUGCAAACUAGCGUACCCUUCGGACUGCUUGCAACCAUUCCUGUGACUUCCCUGCUUGCUGCGCUUCCGAACUGUUUCUAAACCAUCUUGUUUCUUGCCUUGUGUAGAGACGACACAUGGUUUCAAGUGAACUACGCAGUCCACAAGGUGACACCGCGAUUCUUCUGGCUCGUCCUUUGUCGAGAGCCAAAGAAUACCGAUCCAAGAUAGGGAAGCGUCCUUCUCCCUUCUCUGUACGUGAGGACCACACAAGGGGCGACGUCAAGGUCAAGGUCAACAGGUACUUCAGCGUCGGCGACAGAAAACAAGAUAACUAUGUCCGACAACAAUCAAAGUGCCGCUGUCGACAACAAGUGACAAGAGUCUGCGGGCCAACGGCAAGAUCGGCAAGAAACUUUUGAGGACUAUUGAGAGUAACCUAUCGUCGUCGUGUAGGUUAGUAUGUCCAGGUCGACGUGGAGGAUCGUUCAAGGAGAUAGGUAAUAGGUAAGUAACCUAUCGUCGUCGCGUAGGUUGGUAUUUCCAGGUCGACGUGGAGGAUCGUGCAAGGAAAUCGGUAAGUCACCAAUCGUGGUCGCGUAGGUUGGAAGAUGGACUUGGAGGAUCGAGCAAGAAAAUCGGUAAGUCUCCAAUCGUUGUCGCGUGGGUUGGACUUUACAGGUUCAUGUGGAAGUUCACACAAGGAAAUUGGUAAGUCACCAAUCGUCACCGCGUGGGUUGAAAUUUCCAGGUCGACGUGGAGAUCGCGUAAGGAAAUCGGUAAGUGUUCAACCGUCUCGCGUGGUGGAAAGCUGACGUAGAGAUCGCGCAAAGACAUCGGUAAGUCUCUUAGGGUUGGAAGAUGGACGUGGAAGAUUGCGCAAGUAACACGGAGGAAUAUUCAUGAGGAACACCGAAACCGUUGCUAUGCGCGUGGGAAUGUAAAUGUGGUGUAUCACGAGAGAUUGCAUGAAUCAGUAAGUCACCAAUUGAUUGUGUGAGUUGGAAGGCAAACUGGAGUAGUGUGGACCUUCGCCCGAUCAGUACGGUAAGUCAGAUGUAACUCUUUGCCCUGCGAGUGGAAAGUGGGCAUGGAGUAUCGUCAAAGUCGCGCUAUGGACUAGGUAAGUCAGCGAUCGGCACUGGAUGACUUGUAAUAUAAAAGCGCAGAAUCGCUCGGGACAACUAGUAACUCUGAAGCGGGGAUUUUGGAAAUGUAAACAUGGAGACUCAGACGUGCCGCAUCAUCAAACGGGAGCGCUUGGGGAAUCGCUGAAGCAAGUUGGUAAGUCGAUUCGCCCCUCUCAUCUCUGGCAUCUGGUUAUGCACAUUUGGGGCACACCCCGACACAUCACCAUGUGCAUGAGCUACGUGAUCCUCAUCUCGUGCGGCCUACACCUUGCCGCGUGCGUGCCGUUGAGUACGAGUAGAUACGCGUCAACAUAGUCAGGUGUGCUGCGCAUCCCAUGUGCAGGUGACCGCUCGGUGAUGCUGCGCAGGUUAUUUUAAGGUCAGCGCAUCACCGUAUCACCUGUUGCAAUGCAUGGGCGCACGUGCGAGUUGGCGCGCGCUUGUCUGAUGCACCUGCGCAUGUUCCUUGUCAUCUGCAUGGACCACGUACUAUCAAGCGCGAAAGGGGACACAUUUUGGCAUGCUUCGCAUACCUAUCCUACCCGCGUUAGAUGUAUGGGUAAUACUGCGCAUGGCAUGCAUCGCAAGUCAUUGAGCGGGCGCGCGUCAACUCGCAUGUAUAACAAGCUCUCCAGUGUGUACGCUGGUUACUGGCAUACGCAUCUGCUCUGUCACCGGCUUUGGCAAAGCAAAGUACCAAACAAACCCUUGGUAUAAAGGCCCAUUAAUAUAAUGAGUAAGCCUACCAGAUUCCGAUCCCAUCUGUUCGUUAUUGGCGUUUGGGAAUGGCAAUCCCAGGGACAACCCGUUGUUUGGUUUCAUAUUCUGAUACUCUGGUGGUGCGAGGCUCUUGGAGCAGUACACGUUGAAA
This is a messenger RNA of Spizellomyces punctatus DAOM BR117, 2151 nucleotides long. RefSeq lists its product as uncharacterized. The record is from RefSeq and is a predicted model, not a curated record. Lineage: Eukaryota; Fungi; Chytridiomycota; Chytridiomycetes; Spizellomycetales; Spizellomycetaceae. The transcript has 2 exons. The coding region runs from base 1689 to 1997 and encodes 102 amino acids.